AUGCCUGACGGCGGUUUCCAUGAGGGAUUAGAGGAACGAGGAAAGGGGUUUAGGGAUCCUCAUGUCAGCACAUCGAACGUGCAUCCAAGUGCACCUGGAAGUUUCAUUCGAUCAAUCGGCGAUUUUAAACACCAAGAAGCUAAUGUCGUCGAUAAAUUUAUUAAUAAAAUUAAACAUCGUGAUGAUGGAAAGCAUACCGCCCCAGGUGAUGUUAUAAGAGCAUUUGGUGAUUUUAAGUAUCGAGUUGCUGAUGCUGCUGACGAUGUUGUAGAUUCAGUUAAAAUCAAAGCAGAAAAAGGAAAAUCCUUUCUUGGAGAUAUUUUUGACGGGUUUUUUCAGAAAAAACACCUGACAAGUGAAUAUCAUUCCUUUCAACCAACACCGUUAUCGCCACCAUUUUCACCAUCUAUAGAAUCGGGAGUGUAUCCAGUUCCACCUGAAUUUCCUUCAGUGUCGGUAGACGGUUCUGUGUCAGCGAUAUCAAAUCUUGAGAACACAUUAUACCCCUAUCCAGAUAUUAAAAAACCAGUAAGUCCACGGUUCGUUUUCAUCUACGAUGAAGGACAAAGAGAUCUAACAAUCGAUGACAUUAUCGAUGCAGGAAAAUAUCUUGAGGGCGUUAAAAAAAUAGCUGCAAACAAUAAAGUAAAUUUUUAA
Molecule: messenger RNA, 657 nt
Organism: Cotesia congregata
Lineage: Eukaryota; Metazoa; Arthropoda; Insecta; Hymenoptera; Braconidae
Source: the annotation of a GenBank genome assembly